AUGCCGUUCUUUAGGGGGCCCCUUGGGGGGGGCAGGAAGAAGUCUGCUGCUGCUCCUGCUGAUGCUGCUGCUGAUGCUCCUGCGGAGGAGAAUGUUGCUGCUACCAAGGGUAACGACAAGAAGAAGAAGAAGCAGCAGAAGCAGAAGGAAAAUGCAGGAGCAGAGGAUGCGCAGCAAGAGCAGCAGCAGCAAGAGCAGCAGCAGCAGCAGCAAGAAGAGCAGCAGCAACCGAACGGCGAGCAGCAACAGCAGCACCUAACAGCACCUGAAGAAACCCGUGACGAAAGCUGGCCUUCGCCCCAACAGCAGCAGCAGCAACAGCAACAGGAGCAGCAGCAGCAGCAAGAGCCAUACCAAAAGCAGCAGACAACAGACAAAGGCGGCCAUUCCGUCUCCAUUGCUGCCGAAGCAGUUGUACAACAAGCAGGAGCAGCAGCAGCAACAGACUCAGCAGCAGCAUCAGACGGAGGUUCAGCAGCAGCGGGAGAUGGAGCGGCAGCAGCAGGAGCAGCAGCAGCAGCAGAUGGCUCCCGUUCUGCCCAAUUGUGGCGGGGUCUUAGUGAUUUACCUCCUUACCUUCAAUACAAUUCAAGAGGAUCCUUUAGAGGACUCCCUUCACAGCAGCAGCAAACGUCGGGGAGUUCUUCUUCUGGAGAGGAAGGUGGUGUCGUUGCUGGGGGCCCCCUUGCUGAGGCGCUGCAGCAACGUGGUUGUGCUGUAGGUGUCCGUGUAAGACCUGAGUCAUUAGAGGAGGUACAGUUGGGUUCCCCGUGUUGUUUACAGGUGGGUCCCCCAUGGGGGGGCCCACCUGGGGGCCCCCCUCCUGGCCCUCAGGGGGGCCCCCAAGGGGGCCCCCCACGUGAGGUUCAGGUGCAGGGGCCCCGUAGUCAAGUCCAUCGUUUUUCUUUUGAUUAUGUAUUUAAUCAGAGGGCAUCACAAGAAGAAGUAUUUGCUGUUGCUUGUCGUCCUCUUAUUGCCUCUGCAUUAAAGGGUAUAUCUGGUGCUGUAUUAGUAUAUGGGCAAACAGGUGCAGGAAAAACUUAUACCAUGAUGGGGCCCCCGGAUGGAACUUGGGGUGGAGGGGGGGCCUCUUGGGGGGGCCCUAAUGGAGGGGGGAACCGAGGUGCACAUAGACGCUCCCAAACACGCAAUCAGCAAUACGGCAGCAGCAGCAGCAGCAGUACUAGUGGUAGACGCUCCUACCCGUCAGGUGGACGAGGGCCCCUUGAUGAGAAUAGAGGGGGUAGCAGCAGCUAUAGAUGGGGGCAAGCAGAGCAGCAGUCGGCGUGGGCAGAUGCUAUGAAGGGGGCCCCCUGGGCAUAUGAGGGUGGUGCGGGGCCCCCGCAGGACGAGGGGGGCCCGCCAGAAGGGGAGGGGGGCCCCCCUCUAUCUGUAGGAGACACAGAAGGGGACGAUGGGGUACUACAAAGACAUUCCCUACAAAUGACAGAUCUAAGGGGAUUAAUGCCGAGGGCAUUAGAGGAACUUUUUAAAGCUAUUGAGGCUAGGGGGGCCCCCCAGGGGGCCCCCCAAACACCUGAAGAUCAAAAGGGUACUUCUAGUACUGGUGUCUUCCCUCCUGGUGGGGGCCCCCCCGGCGCCUUCCCUGCUGACGGGGGCCCCCCAGGUUCCUUCCCUCCUGGGCCCCCAAGAUGUCCUAGUAGUCAAGCAGGGGCCAACGUAAGACCAUCAGCACCAACAGCAGCACCAGGAACUGCAGCAGGACGAGGUAGCAUACAAGCAGGGCCUCCUGGCAGAAGAGGUAGUAUGACACCCCAACCAGUUGGGGGGCCCCCAGGAGUUGGCCCACCUGGGCGGCGUCAAUCGGGUGGGGCCCCUGGGGCACCAGGAGCUCCAGGAGCCCCUGGAGCCCCAGGGGGCCCCGGAGGCCCUGGGCAGCAGCAGCAAGCUAUUGGUCUGCUGCAGCAAUUUAUACCCUCGGGGGCCCCCGUCUCACAGCAGCAGCUCAAUCUUCUUAGACGAGCAGCAGCAGCAGCAAAAGAGGCUAUCCUUGCUGAUGCAGCAGCACAUCUGUCAGGGGGCCCCUAUGCCCUUUCACAGCAGCAGCAGCUUAGUUGUGGGGGCCCCACAAUCAGGUCAGCAUCGCAGACACCGUCUUCAUCCUCAGCAGCAGCAACAGCAGCAGCAGCUGCUGCUGCAGAUGACAGAAGACGAACACAAUCCUGUCCCCCUAGCAGCAAAACAAUCAAUGCAGCAGAAUAUAGGGGACCACGCAGCAGCAGUACUAACCCUCGUGCACCACCUUCUUUCACCAGUACCACUGCAGCAGCACGUGCAGGCAACAGACCGGGGCCCCCGGGGGGCCCAAGGGCCCCGCGUCCCUCCCAAGCUGCUGCAGCACAAGCUAGAGGAGCUGCUGCUGUUGCUGCUGCGCAAAGGAGAAAGGCAGCGGAAAUGGAGAGACAGCGCAACAUUGAAGCAGCAAGAAGAGCAGCAGCAGCAAGACAGGCCCUUCGGGCAACCAACAUGCAGCGAAAUCAAGCAGCAGCCGGAGCAGCAGCAGGAGCGGCAGCAGGAGCUGCCGUAGGAGCAGCAGUAGGAGCAGCAGCAGCAGCAAAGCCCGAAGAACCUGCGGCGCCAGCACCAGAGCCAACCUCUGAAGCAGCAGCUGCUGCAGCAGCAGGAGAGGGGGACACCUCGCAAAAAGGCAGCCCCCCAGAAGGCGAGGAGACGUCUGUCAAUUGGCUGCCCCAAGCAAAAGAGGCAGGGGGAGGUUAA
Eimeria maxima is the source of this 2739-nucleotide messenger RNA. RefSeq lists its product as hypothetical. The transcript is spliced from 5 exons. The record is from RefSeq and is a predicted model, not a curated record. Gene Ontology annotation, biological process: microtubule-based movement; mitotic spindle organization. Gene Ontology annotation, molecular function: microtubule motor activity; ATP binding; microtubule binding. Lineage: Eukaryota; Apicomplexa; Conoidasida; Eucoccidiorida; Eimeriidae. Bases 1 to 2739 code for a protein of 912 amino acids.